Messenger RNA from Cylicostephanus goldi, 996 nucleotides. The record is from the annotation of a GenBank genome assembly. NCBI's taxonomy places the organism in Eukaryota, Metazoa, Nematoda, Chromadorea, Rhabditida, Strongylidae.
AUGUUCCCUAAAACCUUCUUGUUCAGGAAGCGUUCGGUGCUUCAAGCUGCGAUAGGUCAACAGAGUACGCUCGAGUCUCUCGGCAUCCUUCAAGAUGCCAUUAAUCUAGCUAUUACGGAAGUAUCAUCUACUUUUUUCUUACUGAAGGUGACAUGUGCUGAAUUUUUGAGCUCGCUGAAAUGGAAUAGGGUAGAGCGUUCCAUUCGAGAAGAAUGGCAGUUACAAUGUCUUCAUGCUUAUUUUGAUCUUUUGUUUUCCGAUGAUUUCAAAGUCGCUCAAGCUGCUUUGAGUAAGGUGGAUCGGCUGGUGAUGAAUGCGGAUUUCACCGAGUACAGUGGAGUCUUUGCUGUUCGCAUCCCUGAUGAUGUGAUUUCCCUCGGACAGGGCUUUCUUCCAGCAGUUCUUAAUAUGCCAAGCGAUUACCGAUUUCGUGGUGAAUGUCCUGAUAUUGUGAUAGAAUCUAAUUUGGAGGCAGUUUUGAGCGAGUUAACUGAGUAUUAUACAGCUGAUGUGCUCAAGCGAUCCGCUGGUUUCUGCCUCGUUCUAGAUGCUUUGUUAAAAACAUUUCCCGCAUCUUUGUUCUCUGAGUGUUGGGGAUGCUCAAGCAAGCAGCCCUCACCUACUGGUGGACUUCUUUCCGUAGUGCUUGAACUGUGCGAAUUGAAUCUUAACACGUCUUCUAGACUUUCUACUGGUCUGCGAGUUGUUGCUGCGCUGUUUGCCGCUUUUUGUGAGAGCAAUAUGAUGAACGUUGUCCAGGAGCAAGCAAGCGUGGAUCGAGCAACUCUUCCACGUUUGCCUGAACAAACUCUCCUUGAUCGACUGCUGCUGAUGCCCUUAAGGGUACUGAAUUUGUACUACUCCCUCAUUGCCGAAUAUCGGUCUGUGACAUCGCAAUCUUCGACGUCGAUCCUAUCACGACCAACUCUGUCGCCAUUGCCUAAGAAAGACAUCUCUCCCUCACGCAUCGCUGACAUCUCACGAUUGCUUGGGACA